Molecule: messenger RNA, 1364 nt
Organism: Coccidioides posadasii C735 delta SOWgp
Lineage: Eukaryota; Fungi; Ascomycota; Eurotiomycetes; Onygenales; Onygenaceae
Gene: LYS3
Product: Saccharopine dehydrogenase [NADP(+), L-glutamate-forming]
Cellular component (GO): cytoplasm
Molecular function (GO): saccharopine dehydrogenase activity
Source: RefSeq, a predicted model, not a curated record
ACGAUUCAAAAAUGCCUCAGUCAUACGAAGGUCGCAAGGUGCUGCUUCUAGGAAGCGGAUUCGUCACCAAGCCAACUCUCGAUAUCCUCAGCAAUGACGGGGUCCACGUUACAGUCGCUUGCCGCACUCUCGAAUCUGCGAAGAAGCUUUGCCAAGGCAUAAAAAACACCACUCCAAUCUCCCUUGACGUGAACAACAGCGAAGCUCUCGACGCUGAGCUUUCCAAGAAUGACCUUGUCAUCUCCUUGAUCCCGUAUAUCCAUCAUGCUACUGUGAUCAAGGCGGCUAUCCGUACUAAGAAGAAUGUUGUCACGACAUCGUACGUCUCACCCGCAAUGUUGGAGUUGGAGAAGGAGGCCAAGGAGGCAGGAAUUACUGUCAUGAACGAGAUUGGUCUUGAUCCCGGUAUUGAUCAUCUCUAUGCCGUUAAGACUAUCACUGAGGUCCACGCCGCUGGCGGCAAGAUUACUUCUUUCCUUUCAUACUGCGGUGGUCUCCCCGCACCUGAGUGCUCCGACAAUCCUCUGGGAUACAAGUUCUCAUGGUCUAGCAGAGGCGUCCUUCUUGCUCUUCGCAAUGCCGCAAAAUACUAUAAGGACGGCAAGAUCGAGUCUGUCUCCGGCCCUGAGCUAAUGGGCACUGCUCAGCCGUAUUUCAUCUACCCCGGCUUUGCCUUCGUCGCCUAUCCCAACCGUGACUCAACAAUGUACAAGGAGCGCUACCACAUCCCUGAAGCCGAGACCGUGAUCCGUGGCACCCUCCGCUUCCAGGGAUUCCCGGCAAUGAUUCGUGCCCUCGUGGACAUCGGAUUCCUUAGCGACGAGCCCAAGGACUACUUGAAUUCUCCAAUUGCCUGGAAGGAGGCCACCAAGCAAGUGCUCGGCGCCUCAUCCUCUGAUGAAAAGGAUCUCGCCUGGGCUAUCUCCUCCAAGACGGAAUUCCCAUCCACCGAGGAGAAAAACCGCAUCAUCGCAGGUCUCCGCUGGAUUGGCCUUUUCUCCGACGAGAAGAUUACCCCUCGUGGCAACCCUCUUGAUACCCUCUGCGCAACCUUGGAGCAGAAGAUGCAGUACGGCCCUGGUGAGAGGGAUAUGGUUAUGUUGCAGCACAGGUUUGAGAUUGAGAACAAGGAUGGCAGCAAGGAGACCAGAACAAGCACCUUGUGCGACUAUGGUGAUCCAAAGGGCUACUCCUCGAUGGCUAGAUUGGUUGGUGUGCCCUGUGCUGUUGCUGUUAAGCAGGUCCUUGAUGGGACCAUUAGUGAAAAGGGUAUCCUUGCACCCAUGUCUAUGGAGAUCUGCGCCCCAUUGAUCAAGGCUCUCAAGGAAGAGUACGAUAUUGAAAUGAUUGAGAAGACCCUCUAA